Drosophila serrata is the source of this 5182-nucleotide messenger RNA. RefSeq names its product ubiquitin-like domain-containing protein stuxnet (gene stx). Gene Ontology annotation, molecular function: protein binding. Gene Ontology annotation, cellular component: nucleus. The record is from RefSeq and is a predicted model, not a curated record. Lineage: Eukaryota; Metazoa; Arthropoda; Insecta; Diptera; Drosophilidae.
CGAAGACGGCCGCGUGUGUGUGUGUGUGUCGUCGGGCAGCGAAACUGAAAAACCAAAGGAGAAGCGUGGAGAGCAACAGCAAGUCGCAGCAGCCCGAGCGAAGUCGUUCUGUCGCAAGAGGAGGAGCAAAUAUAAAAAAGACCAACUAUUUUUUUUUUUCGAGGCAGAAAACACGGCGCAGGAAUUGCCUUCAAAUAGCACCAUUUGCCAAGCGGGAUUCGAAACGGCCCUGCUCUCGCAUACCUGCGUGCGUACCUCGUAACAAGAAAAAAAAAAAACCGAGAUUUCGAUUCAGUCGCGCGACGUAAGCGCGCCCUCCGUUCCACCGUGCCCCGCUGUGCUCUCACGUAAUCCAUAGGCCGCCCCGCUCGCCACUACUCACCUCUUCAAAAACCUCUUCCACGUGUGUGUGUACGUUGCGUUGCCUUACGUUACGUCGGUUACGUCGUCGUCGUCGUCGUGGUCGCGUAUGCGUGUGUUGUGUAUUGUGUGUGUUUGUGUGUGUAAGUCUGCAAGGUGUGGUGUGUAUAGAAAAUCGAUUGGAAAUUGAACCAGCAGCCGCCGCAGUCGCAGUCGCCGCGUGUGUGCCGUUACGCCAGCGCCAUCGGCCGUAAUUUUCUUGUAUUUUUUUCCUGUGAGCCCCUCCAGUGAGUGCGAGAGCGAGAGCAAGGGAGCUGGGCCCUCAUCUCCUGCGCAAAACACAAACAACAAAACAGCAACAUAAAAAAGAAACGAAAACCAACAAAAAAAAAAAAAUAUAUAUAUAUAUAUAGAAAGAAAGAAACACCGGACAUGGAUAAAUCAGCGGCCACGAACUCGGCCACUGCCGAUGGCCAAAACGAAGCGUCGGCAGCGGCAGCAGCAGCAGCAUCAGCAUCCUCUGCCGGCAGCGCAGCUGGGUGUGGCAGCAGCAGCAACGCCAGCAGCGCCGGCGGCAGCAGCCACACCACCACCAGCGGCGGCAGCAGAGGCGGAUGUAGCAAUAACAGCGCCUUGCAGCGCUUGGCAACCUCAACAACGGCGAAUGCAACAACAACAGCAGCAGCAGCAACAACAAGUGCUGCCGCCCCGAUGACCAUCAACCUGAACAUCAGCACCACCACCGGCGGCAACUUUGGCGUCAGCGUGGAGCCGCACAUUACCGUCGAGAGCCUGAAAAAGAUCAUCGCCAAGAAGCUGAAGGUGGCCAAGGAUCGCAUCUGUCUGCUGCAUCGUGAAAAGGAACUACAGGAUGGCACGCUCAGAGAUCACAAUUUAAUGGAUGGAUCCAAGAUCAUUUUAAUACCGAACGUGGAAACGGGUCUAUUGGCUCAGCGUCCGGAGAACACGGUUAUGCAAGCGCUGGAAUCGCUUAACGACUCGCAGGUUAAUGACUUCCUCAGCGGCAAGACUCCGCUCAAUCUGAGCAUGCGCCUCGGCGACCACAUGAUGCUCAUUCAGCUGCAGCUGAGCACAGUGAAUCCGGCGGGUGGCGGCGGUGGCACCACAGUGGCCACAGCCACUGGUGGCUCCAGCGGCAGCAGCCACAUCACCGCCAACAACUCGGCGGCUGCUGCCUCCACAUCCUCAACGGUUGCCUCAUCCUCACUGCCAGCUGGCACUGGUUGUUCGGCCACCGCAGCUUCUUCAUCAUCGUUGUCUGCCUCCAACUGCAACUCCAACUCCUCCUCCUCUUCAGCGGCAGCGGUGCUAGCCGUAGGCGGCAGUGGUAACACUUCCUCUUCCUCCUCCUCCUCGUCGUCAUCAUCAUCAUCAACAACAUCAUCAUCAUCGUCGAGAGCCCGCUCCUCCGGACAUCGUGCUUCGGGAAAGAUCGGACAUGGUCACGUUCACAGCCACCAGCAUCCGAGUUUGCAUCACGGCUCUUGGCAUGGUCAUGGUCAUGGUCAUGGCCAUGGACACAGCCACAACCAUGGACACGGACAUGGUCACCACCAUCACCAUCAUCAUCACCACCAUCAUCAUCAUCAUCACAAUGCCUCGGCUGUGGCCGCCGGAAGUGGAGGUGGCAUAUCCUGCCAUUCGAUACGCAAGAUGUUCGGGGAUCCAGGAACGGCUAAAGGACCCUCCUCCAGCAAUAGCAACAGCAACAGCAACACCACCACCACCUCUGGCCCGGUCCAGAGCUUAAACACGGCGCUCAACGGGGGACCCGAUCUCACCAAGCUGCUGAUCAAGCGUGGCAUUCAAAAUAUGUCCAAGGGAUACGCGCUAAAGGACUCGACUGGCUCGGCUCCACGUGGCACUGCGGCCAGCUCCGGCAACGUCGCCUCGAGUCCCGGCAAGACUGUGCUGGAGCAAUCGCCCAUCAAGUCGCUGUCGAAUCUCGUGUCCAGUCCCAUCAAGAUGACGGCCAUCAAGAACAUUCCCCUGCCCACGACGGCUGCCGGUGGCAGUUCGAGUGUCGCCACCACCUCCGGCUGCAGCUGCAGCUCUAGCUCCCUCCCGGCCUCCUCCAGCUCGUCCUCGUCUGCCGCAUGCACCGCUGGCGGUUGCCAGCAGGAUCCCAUUGCCGCCAAGCUAACCUCGUGCCUGUGCACGCGUUUGCCCACACCAUCGUCGUCGGUGGCCCCGCCGCUGGCUCCGCUGGUGGCCACCGCCGGUGUUGGCACUCCUCUGACCAGAUCGGGAGCCGACACCUCGGCAGCCGGCAAGUGUCCCGAAUCCACUUGCACUGGAGUUAACGCUGGCUAUGCUGCACGUUCCAUUGCACCGGGCACGGGUGUCACCUUCUCGGGGAAUUCGAUGCUGCACAAGACCGGCAACAAUAGAAUCACCAGAACCAAGCAUCGUCAUUACCAUGGACAUGGACAUGGGCAUGGACAUGGUCACGGCAACAGCAGCAGCGGCAGCGGCAACAGCAGCAGUAGCCACUUUUAUCAGCACGCCUGUGCCGUGAACCACUCCUCGGGCAGUGGAGCAACCUUUGGCGCUUCCCCAUCUUCGGGUUCGUCGUCAACAGCUGCCUCCUCUUCGCGUCGCAAGCUGGAACAGGCAGGAGCAACGGGAGCAGCAGGUGCAGGAACACGUGUUGCCACCACAGGAUCCACAUCUGGAUCGACAACGGCGGGCGCAUCAAUGCCACCUCUACUUACCGCCUCUGCCGCUGAGCCCGAGGACUCCUCGCUGGGCGUCUCGGACACUCGUACCCUGGCCGAGGCCUCGCGCAAUCUCACCCAGACGCUGCGCAAGCUCUCCAAGGAGGUGUUCACCAAUAAGAUUGAUCUAUCUGGCGCUGCCAGUGUCGUGGGUAGCAACAGCAACGGGAGCAGUGGCUCCAACGGCAGCGGCAAUGGUUCCUCCGGCUCCGGUGGUGGAGCUGGUGCCGGUGGCGAGGAUACACCGCGCAAAGGUGGUUCCGGUGCCGUAAUUGAAUCGAUGAAGAACCAUGGCAAGGGCAUUUACUCGGGCACCUUCUCUGGGACCUUGAAUCCAGCGCUGCAGGACCGCUACGGUCGUCCCAAGCGUAACAUUUCCACGGUGAUUCAUAUCCUGAAUGAUCUGCUAAGCGCCACGCCGCAAUGUGGACGCGGUGCUCGCAUUAGCUUCGAGGCACCAAGCACCAAUGGAUCGACAGCGGGCUCCAGCUCGGCUUCGGGUAGCGGCAACAGUGGAUCCUCCUCGACGGCGGCCACCAGCAAUGGGAUGCAUCACGGAUCACGCAGCAAAAUGUACUCCUCGCGGCAUCACAACUGCGCCAAGUGCAGCAGCCGGGCACAGCAGCAGCAACAGCAGCAGCAGCAGCAGCAACAGCAACAACAAUCGGCGGCAAGCGGAUGCAGCUGCUCCUUCCAUGACUUCCAGGGCUACUUCUCCCCCUCAUCAUCCUCCACCGCCUCCAACCCGUUGUCAGCCGCCGCCUCGAAGGCUUCGGCGGGCGCCAAGUCAUCAACGCACAGCUGCUGCCCGGCCGAGGCAGCCAACAAUCUGGGCAGUCAGUCCACCGGCUCCUGCAGCUGUCGCUAUCGCCGCGACGAGGGACAGGAGCGUGAGCGUGAGCACAUGUGCCAGAAGUGCACCGUGGAGCUGGCCAAUAUGAAGACACGCUCCAAGAUGGACCAGCUGCGACUGGUCAUGCAGCAGCACAAGCAGAAGCGUGAGGCUCGCAAGCUGAAGAGCGGUCCCUAUGCCAUGCCCAAUGCGGCAGCAACCGCUCCGGCCACUGGAGCCACCUCAUCGGCUGUACAGUACAGCGCAGUCAGUGCCCUGGUUGCCACGCCACUGCAGUCAGCAGCCGCUGUGCCGCCUCAGGCGACGGCUCCCACCACAACUACCAGCAGCAACAGCAGCAGCAGCAGCAGCAGCAAUACCGCCAGCAAUACCAAUGCCAAUAGCAACAACAAUACAACCAGCGGCAGUAAUGGAGGAGCAGCUGGAGGAGCUACAGCCACGACGGCAACAACAGCGACAGCAGCCACAGCAGCUCCGCCAAGCGAAGUCUCGCCCAACCACAUUGUGGAGGAGGUGGACACGGCGGCCUAAGGUGCCGCUGACCUUAUCCUAUUUUUAGCAUUUACUAGUUUACGCAGCAACAACAAAGAGCAGGAAAGAAAGAAAUAAAGAGGAGCAACAGGCCGAGGGCAAAAGGCGAUGAAUGAGCAGCAGAAGAGAAACUACAACACACAACUAAAGCUUAUAUUAAUCUAGAAUUAAUGCAUAAUAACACGACCCGGAGACAUUCCUCCGCUAGAGCCUGGCAGGAGAGCAGGCAGCGGAGUUCAGAAGAGCGCGUCUGGAGAGUCGAUAAGCUGUUAAAUUAAUUUUAAGUGAACCCCUCACAACACAGAUACAGACAACACCACAAACACACCACAAUACACCACAAAACACCACACGAAGCCGAUCCAAAAAGAUCCUUUGGAAUGAUUCAGCUUUCGGAGGCGACAAAAUCCUUUCAAUUACCUUGCGUAAAUUGAAUUUAGUGAAAUAUAUAUAUAUGUAUUUUUUUUUUUCAAGAAAACACACAAAAAAAAAAUGAAGGAUAAAAAUUGAAAGCGUGGCGAUGAAUGUAGAAUUAAAAGUUUAAGGAACCGGUAGACACACACACGAUGGAAGCUCGAUGCUGAGAGAAUUGUAAGCCAAAGCGGUGGCAAAAUUUUUGGUAGAACUAAAGCAGAAAUUAGAUUUACGUUUAGAACACACCAAAAGCAACAUACACACACACACACACACACACGACACA